AAUUUCGUCAGCUUUAAACUCGUUCUCAGCCUGAAUCGUACAGGCGCGCUGUUAGCUAACUAGUGAACAUUAAACGAGGGAAGGCGGGCAGCAGAUGACAUGUCAGGACUGGUUCGACCGGUUUUUUUAACGUAUGCUUUAGAACAGUGCCGUCGUGACGUCAGCUGACCAACGAGAGCAUCCCUGCUUGCUGCGGACACCCGGUAGACCGCUAACAGUUAGCUCUUUACACAAACGCCUCUGAAGACUGCGUUAUUUGGAAGCACUGUUAUUGUGGUCUCUCUCCGUGGGUCAGCCCGCAGACCCCCCAGCACAGCAGCGAGAUGCAUCCAUUAAGGCUGCACAGACGGGCCUAACUACGGUUUCUAAUCUGGACUCAUCAUGGACUCCUCCUCUGAGUCCCAGACAGAACCUGAGAAAACUCUGCACAAUGCAGAGUCCAGAGAGCAUCAUGCCGCCUUGGCUGCCGUAGCGAGUGGUGAUGAGCCCGGCCUUCUGACCCCAGGCAGGAUGAGCCAGCGGCAGGUCAAGGAGAAGGACAGGGAGAGGGAGAAGGAGGCAGGCCUCCAAACCCCCAGCAGGGAGCACAUGGCAUCCCCCUCUGCCCUGAGCCCUGGGGUCAGCUACAGCCACGGUUUCGAGAGAGGGAAGGAGGACCUCUUGCCUCUGCCUUUGAAGGAAGACUCAAAUUCCAUCUCCAAGAGCAAGUCUGAAACAAAGCUGUACAAUGGCUCAGACAAGGAUGUGCCGGGAUCUGGAGGAAAGCUCACCAAAAAGGAGUCCCUCAAGGUGCAAAAGAAGAACUACAGGGAAGAAAAAAAGAGAGCCACCAAAGAGCUUCUGAGCACCAUCACAGAUCCCUCUGUCAUCGUCAUGGCCGACUGGCUGAAGAUCCGGGGCACUCUGAAGUCUUGGACCAAGUUGUGGUGCGUGCUGAAACCCGGUGUCCUUCUCAUCUAUAAAACCCACAAAAACGGUCAGUGGGUGGGGACGGUGCUGCUGAACGCCUGCGAGCUGAUCGAGCGGCCCUCCAAGAAGGACGGCUUCUGCUUUAAGCUCUUCCACCCACUGGAGCAAUCCAUCUGGGCCGUGAAGGGUCCUAAAGGGGAAGCAGUGGGCUCAAUCACACAACCGUUACCCAGCAGCCACCUCAUCUUCAGAGCUGCCUCAGAGUCUGACGGGCGGUGCUGGAUGGAUGCCUUAGAGCUGGCCCUGAAGUGCUCCAGCCUACUGAAGAGGACCAUGAUCCGUGAGGGGAAGGAGGACAUGAGUGCGGUAUCCACCAGCGGAGAGCACUCCAUUAACUUCUACAGCCUCCUCAGAGCCCACAACCUCCAUGGUUUCCAGUUCAAUGACAGUGACCACCUGAAAGACCCAGACCUUUACUCCGACAAGUCAGACCGAGAGGGGGAGCCGGACCACGAGGAGUCUGACCCCGAGGGCUUGGAAGAGAGCGACAGUGACACUUCAGAGCGUCAGGAUGACUCUUACAUCGACUUGGAUGCAAAUGAGCAUCUGCUGGAAACCCUCUACCAGGAGCAGUCCCACGAGGAGCUGGGGGAGGCGGGCGAAGCUGCUCAGACAGAGACCGUAUCGGAGGAGAACAAAUCCCUGAUCUGGACCCUGCUGAAGCAGGUCCGGCCAGGCAUGGACCUGUCCAAGGUGGUUUUGCCCACUUUCAUCCUGGAGCCGCGGUCCUUCCUGGACAAGCUGUCCGACUACUACUACCACGCAGACUUCCUGUCGGAAGCCGCGGUUGAAGAGAAUGCCUACAACCGGUUGAAGAAGGUGGUGAAGUGGUACAUCUCCGGGUUUUAUAAGAAGCCAAAGGGACUGAAGAAGCCCUACAACCCCAUCAUCGGAGAGACUUUCCGCUGCCUGUGGCUCCAUCAAAACACCAACAGCAAGACCUUCUACAUUGCAGAGCAGGUGUCCCAUCAUCCACCUGUGUCAGCCUUCUAUGUCAGCAACAGAAAAGACGGCUUUUGCCUGAGCGGCAGUAUCCUCGCCAAGUCCAAGUUCUACGGGAACUCUCUGUCAGCCAUACUGGAUGGAGAAGCUCGCCUGACCUUUCUGAACCGGGGGGAGGACUACGUGAUGAACAUGCCCUACGCUCACUGCAAAGGCAUCCUUUACGGAACCAUGACUCUGGAGCUGGGGGGGCAGAUCACCAUAGCCUGUGAAAAAACUGGCUACAGCGCUCAGCUGGAGUUCAAGCUGAAGCGGCAGCCGUUUCUGGGAAGCAGUGACUGUGUCAAUCAGAUCUCCGGGAAGAUAAAGCUCGGAAAGGAAGUGCUGGCGACUCUGGAAGGACACUGGGACAGUGAGAUCUUCAUCAACGAUAAGAAGACCGGGACAAUGGACACUUUCUGGAACCCCACAUCAGAGCUGAGGCAGAGCAGACUGAUUCGAUGUACCGUCCCACUGGAGGAGCAGAGCGAGUUUGAGUCUGAAAGGCUGUGGCAGCAGGUGACCCGAGCCAUCAACAACAAGGACCAGACGGAGGCCACAAACGAGAAGUUCAUCCUGGAGGAAGCUCAGAGGAAGUCUGCCCGCGAGCGCAAAGCCAAAUGUGAGGAGUGGGUCCCCGCCCUGUUCGAGCAGGACCCUGUUACCGGAGAGUGGCAUUAUAAAUAUGCUGACACCAGGCCCUGGGAUCCUCUCAACGACCUGAUCCAGUUUGAGAAAGACGGCUGCAUCCAGACCAAGGUCCGGCACCGCACCCCCAUGGUACGUUCUGGCAGUGUAAUUAGUCUGAGUAACCAGGGGCCGCGCAGAGAAAAUUGCAAGUGCCAGGUGACGGUGCCUAAGAGAAAGCACAAAAGCGACCAGCCCAAGAGCCCGGAGAGCGGCUGCUCAUCACCCGAACCCGACCGCCAAGACUCAUCUGGCAGCGAGCGACACAAAAGCAAACACACCAUCCGCCUGAGGAAGAAGGCUGCAGACCUUGGGGAGCUCCAAAGUGCCAUUGAAUCUAUAAAGCAGACACAGGAGAGCAUAAACAGGAGCAUCACUGUGCUGCGCAGUCGGACCGCAGCAGGCCGCGGGGAAGCCAGCUCCUUCUUGCAGCAGCGGGAUUACGUGGUCAUAGCUUUCCUCAUCAUCCUUCAGGUCGUUAUCAACUACGUCUUCAAGUAGCAGCCAGAACGCUGGCAGAGAGGCGAAGCGGCUCACGGCAACGGACGAAAGACCGCCCUCUCUGUCUAUGUGAAACCCAUGAAAGUGAAGCGUGUUUUUAAAAAACUGCUAAUUUAUUCCUCACAAGUUCAUUCCACAUUGAGGAGUUGAGGAACCUCUCCUCUGAACUCUGCAGGGCGGCAGAUUUGAGACGGAAGCCUUCCCUUUCUUUUUUUUUUCUUUUUAGCGGGGCAAUGUCGCCCGUUAUCAUUUCACCUCAAACGAAAGGGAAUCUUUUAACUCCCAAAGAGGAGCACCACUCAGAUUGUAAGACGGAAGUGUGAGAAUCCUUUUCAUGUUUUUUUAAAUGUGAUUUAACUUCCCUGGUCCUCUGUGAACGGUCGCUCCGAGCAGCAGCAGCAUAAGGAGGAGGAGGAGGAGCAACGGCAGCAUACUGAGGAGAAAUCAAAGCAGUCCGGCUUUUGGAUCUUUGUGUUCUUAGAUUGUAGCUUUCAUCGUGAGAGGAGAACAGAGGGAGAGGCGGACACAGACUCUCACAGCUGUACAUUGUAGUCUCAACUGUAGCCUUUUUUACAGUUUGGUUCCAAGGCACAAGUGCACUGUCCUCCUUAAACGUGUUAAUCUGAUCCUCCCAGCGUAUCUUCCAAAUUCAGCAGCAGCUUCCCUGUGUUUCCAAUCAGCCAUACUGGAGGGACAGGAUUGAAAAUACUGGCAUUUCUGAGACCUUCAACAGCUGCUUUGGUUUUCAGCCUCAGAUCUAAACCCUCAGUUUGCCUCCAUUCUUUCAAUUUCUGCAGCUGUCUGGUAAAUUCACCAAAGUAACAACAUAAACCUGGAUGUUUGAAUGAUUUAUGAGCUUUCUGCAGCAGAACUCUCCAUCUUUCCAAGUUUUCUAUGAAAAUAAAUUCUUCACAUUUCAUUGAAGACACAACAUAUGAACAGGAAAUGUUUCACUCAGGUUGAAAGACUUUGAUUUUGUUGUAGUACGUGUUCUUUUAGCAGAUUUGGUUUUAAAAGUAAACAUUUUAAAUGUAUUUUCCAAAAUACAGUCAUUCUAACUCUGUAAAAUGUUUCCUGUUUGGCUAUUGUGUCUCCAAAAGAUCAAAACCAUCUGUUCAUUUGGUCAGACGUCGAACAGAUUUGUGGGUAAAAGUCCGCUUCUCCCAAUCAUAACAAUCAUUUUUGCUCUUUUUCUUUGGUUUGUCCAUGAAAGCUGCCAGAACUGAAACUCUCCUUCGUCCUGAUUCCCCAUAGAGACUUCUAGUAUAUUCAACAAGUCAGGGAGACAGUUCAGUGAUGGGGAGAGUAGAAAAACUGGCAGCAGUUCUUAUCUUGGCAUGUUUGAUUUUUUGAAAGCAGAAAAUGUUACAUGGGUGGAGACUUUCUGUCCUGGCUCAGGGUUAUAGCCCUCAAUCAGACGAGUGUCUUCAUCUUAACCAAAGUCUAAAGUGUCCAUCUUUGGGGGAUUGAAUUGUUGACACUGUGAAGAACUGUCCACUUUACCAAGUUACUGCAUCAGCUCACUGCCGCUGCAGACGGGAUCAGGAAGCCACCUGACUCUCCAGACCGCCACCUUUCCUGUUUCACUGCCUGACCGCGGCGCUCUAGAACAGGUCCAGUUCAGAGCGCCGCUCUUCUCCUCCAGCGCAUUUGAGCCUGUAUUUUUAGGCAGAAAACUAGUGUAAUUCAAUCAAUAAUCUACCUGUAAGAAGAUAUAGACUUGUAGGGAUUUUCUAUUCGCCGCUCAUUACAAAUGUUGGACAAGAAGCAGCUGAACUGUAGAGUAGAGAUGGUUUCACUGUGUAAAUAUCCAGAGCAGCCACCGGUCAAACUACGCCCUCUAGGUUUCCAUCUAUAGUUAGAUGAGCAAAAUAAUAGCAGGAAACUCUCGUCACGGAUAUUCCGGGUGAGCCAAAGCCUCAUCGUUGUUGGGUCGCAGCGUGGCUCCAGUUUGGUGCCUUCAUCUUUUAUCGGAGGGAUUAGCUCAGACAUUAAAGUUCGGAUCUCCUGAGGAUUCCUGGAUAUCAGAAAUCAGGAUAGUGUCUGAGGACAGAGCGAACCCCAGUAAUUGAAACAAUUGAAGGCAUCACGUUGGAGCCCUCAAAAGAACAUCCUCCUGUUUUUUGAAGUUCCAGAUCUUAACUCUCAAAAGGACUGUCUCUGGUUUGUGUUCAUUUCUGCCUGUCAUGAAGUCCGCCUUGUCCAUGUUUACUUAAGGGAUUGCCUCCACCGUCAGCAGAGUGUUAAGCCAUGAAGACAGAUAGUGUCGGGAGGAGGGCAGCUGUCCCUGAAGUUACCCGGCUGGCCCGAGUGCACCUGUUCUGGUGUUUCUGUCAGAUGUUCAUGAUUGAGUGCAGACAUUUGGGUGUGGAGAGCAACCAGUGCCUUCUAGAGUCUGAAUGGAUGGGGGAGUGGGUGGCGAGGGCCGAGCAGAGGUGGACGUGCCAUAUGUCGCCUUUGAGAGGUUGCCACCUCUUCCAGUCCCCCCCCACCUUCUCUCCUUAAGCGUUUGCAUAGUAAUGCACCCAUGGGUCCCCAAACUCUUCACGAAGAGAGAAGCAGCCUGCUCACCAACGUGUAAGAAAAGGAGCACCCUUCAUUGUGUCUGUGAAGAGGAGCGGCUUCCACUGUGCGUGAAGAGGAGCGUCUUUUCAUUGAAUCUGUGAAGAGGAACACCCUUUACGGUGUGUGUGAGGAGCAGUGUCUUUCAUUGUGAAGAUAAGCCUCCUGCACUGCUCCCAAGAAGAAGAGUUCCCUUCAUUGUUUUCUGUGAAGAGGAGCGUCCUUCACUGUCUAAAGUUACACCUUUUAUUUAUUUCUCUUUUUUUAUGUUUUUUUUAUGUUUUUAGGUCACUCUUUUGUCGUCCUGAUGUUUUUUCAGAUUUUAAUCUUUUUUGGUUUUACUUGACUUCAGUCUUUGUUACACAAACACAAAAGCCUGUUUCUUAUUAGAGAGCGUAUUUACUGUCUCCAUGGCAACUGUCACAUCCUGGAAGUUUAUGGUCAUGUAACAGAAUAAAAACAAAAUUACUUUGA
Oryzias latipes (Japanese medaka) is the source of this 6174-nucleotide messenger RNA. The record is from RefSeq and is a predicted model, not a curated record. NCBI's taxonomy places the organism in Eukaryota, Metazoa, Chordata, Actinopteri, Beloniformes, Adrianichthyidae.